Messenger RNA from Medicago truncatula (barrel medic), 838 nucleotides. RefSeq names its product 50S ribosomal protein L29, chloroplastic. Gene Ontology annotation, cellular component: ribosome; chloroplast. Gene Ontology annotation, biological process: translation. NCBI's taxonomy places the organism in Eukaryota, Viridiplantae, Streptophyta, Magnoliopsida, Fabales, Fabaceae. The record is from RefSeq and is a predicted model, not a curated record. Gene Ontology annotation, molecular function: structural constituent of ribosome. The transcript is spliced from 2 exons. Bases 98 to 604 code for a protein of 168 amino acids.
GAUGAAGUAAGAUAGGGUGUGGAUCUUAUCUGCAACUACAACACAUACUGCACACAGUUGCUGUUCAUCAGAUAAAACAUACGAGCGCGGAAACACAAUGUUGAACCUCUCCGUUGCUUCACCAUCUUCUUCUUCAACACUUUCUUUUCUUCCAAAACCAUUACAUUUCAAAUCCUCCUUCAAUGGCAUUCGUCUACGUCAACCAAACACGUGCACAAUCCCAGCGACGAAACGCACCGCUUCGGUCUCAGUUGUGAUGAUGGCAAAGAGAGAAGAAGAAUUGAAGCAAAUUAGAACUAAAACCACCGAACAAAUCAAUGAAGAGGUUGUUGAACUUAAGGGAGAGUUGUUCAUGCUUCGUCUUCAGAAAUCUGCUCGUAAUGAGUUUAAGUCCAGUGAUUUUCGUAGCAUGCGUAAGACGAUUGCUCGCUUGCUUACUGUAAAGCGGGAAAGAGAGAUUGAGGAGGGUAUUGGUAAGAGGUUGUCCAGAAAGCUUGAUAAAAAAUGGAAGAAAAGCAUUGUUGUAAAACCACCUCCAUCUUUAGUGAAGCUACGCGAGGAGGAAGCAGCUGCAGAAGCCGCUGAAGCUGAAAAGGCUGCAUGAGCUGAUGUAUUAAAUAUGCAAGUUAUAGAGUUACAUUGUUAAAAUUGUUGUUAGUCAUUGUUUUUAAUAUUUUGGUGGAUGUCGUCAUCUCGUUGUAUUAAUAUAUUAUUUGUAGUAACCUAUGGUUCUUCCUGUCAUAAGGUUUUUUAUGUCGUGUAUUCUGUAACCGUAAGAAUAGAGACAUGGUUAUCAAAAUUGCAAUUCACUGCCUUCAAAUUAGGUAUUCAUUUUUUA